Molecule: messenger RNA, 1886 nt
Organism: Pieris rapae (cabbage white)
Lineage: Eukaryota; Metazoa; Arthropoda; Insecta; Lepidoptera; Pieridae
Product: 4-coumarate--CoA ligase 1
Exons: 9
Coding region: 117-1748 (543 amino acids)
Biological process (GO): long-chain fatty acid metabolic process; fatty-acyl-CoA biosynthetic process
Molecular function (GO): long-chain fatty acid-CoA ligase activity
Source: RefSeq, a predicted model, not a curated record
AAAUAUUAAUCGCGUCAUAAGCUGUACUACCUAUCUAGAUAAAGAAAAAAUAAUUAUUUAUUUCACAAACGUAUUUCUGCCUACAUUUUACACAUUUCGAUAUUCUAACUAAAAAAAUGGUAAUAACAGUGCAUAAAAACAUUGUGUCUGGACCAGAGGAGGAACUUAUACCAGCGCACUUAUCCUAUGGACAGUUUCUAUAUGAUAAAUUUAAAAGUGGAGGAAAUAAAACAGCUCUAGUGUGUGGGGAGACAGAUAGAUCUGUGACCUACAGAGACAUUCUGCAGAAAAGUGUUAAUUUAGCUGUAGCACUUCAAGGCCUUGGUUUGAAAAAGGGUGAUGUUGUUUCACUUAGCUGUGAAAACCGUUUCGAGUUUACAGCAACAUCCCUUGCUGUAAUUUUCUGUGGUGGAGUACUAUCUACUCUUAAUGUUACAUACUCUCCAGGUGAGAUAAGCCAUAUAUUAGAAAUAACAAAACCAAAGUUUAUAUUCACCUCACCGAUAACAGCACAAAAUAUAUAUGACUGUAGUCAGGACCUGAAAUAUGUUCAAAAGCUUAUUCUGUUUGGGGAAUAUGAUGUUGUACCUGCACUGUUCUAUGAUGAAUUAAUUAAAGACCAUGUCAAUGUUGAGGACUUUACUCUAGUGGAUGUUAAUGGCACUGACACUGUGGCCAUUAUGUGUUCUUCAGGUACCACAGGAUUGCCAAAAGGUGUGAUGUUGACACAUGUUAACUUCCUAACACUAUCAUCUCAUAUGAGAUACUAUUUAAAUAUAUCUCAAGAAAGAAAGGGUCACAUUGUUAAAAGAGGGUUAUCAUUAAUACCAUGGUUCCAUGCUUAUGGCUUCAUAACAACACUGGCAGUUCUAGCACUGCAUGUUGAAGUGGUAUUCUUAAUGAGAUUUGAAGAGGAACAGUUUUUGGCAACUAUAGAAAAGUAUAAGAUAAACAUGACAACAAUAGUGCCACCUUUGGCGGUGUUCCUAGCAAAACAUCCUUUAGUGACCAAAUAUGACCUGACAUCACUCAACGAAGUGUGGUGUGGAGCUGCCCCACUUUCUAGAGAAAUACAGAUGGCUGUCAGUGAGAGAACAGGUAUAGACUUCAUAAGACAAGGCUAUGGGCUCACAGAAGUGACGAUGGCUUGUUGUGUGGACGUCAUAGGAAAAGCCAAGAUUGGGUCAUGUGGGACACCCGCGCCGGGAAUGAAGAUUAAGGUUAUAGAUAUAGAUUCCAACAAACCUUUAGGUCCAAAUAAAGAGGGUGAGGUCUGGAUCAAAUCUCCUCUUCGAAUGAAAGGUUACUUGGGUGAUCCUGAGGCUGGUGAUUCUUUGCUGGAUAAGGAGGGUUACAUCAGGACUGGGGAUAUUGGAUACUAUGAUGAAGAAGGCUACAUCUAUAUUGUUGAUCGAUUGAAGGAACUUAUUAAAUAUAAAGGAUUUCAGGUGGCUCCAGCUGAGCUAGAAGCCUUAUUGCUACGCAUGAAGGGUAUAGCAGACUGUGGAGUAGUUGGACUCCCGGAUGAAGUAGCUGGAGAGUUGCCCAUUGCCUUUGUGCUCUUACAACCUGGAGCCAAGCUGACAGAAACUGAGAUCACCGAAUACGUCGCGUCAAAGGUAUCGCCGGCGAAACGUUUGCGUGGCGGAGUUAUAUUUGUCGACGAAAUACCCAAAAAUCCGUCCGGGAAGAUAUUGCGACGAGAAUUGAGGAAGCAAUUAAAUUCUCAUAAAAAGAGUAAACUAUAGUGCCAGAAAAUGUCUCUUGCACAAUUGUCUAGUUAUAUAUAUUCAGAAAAAAGUUUGAUUAUUGUGUGAAUAAAUAUUUUAAUAUAUCUCUCCAAAAAUUAAUUCAAUAAAUAUUAAGCAGAAAGCUUAUCUUUUAAC